GGACGAGGGAGCGAUGCUGCUGGUGUCAGUGUCAGCCUAUGGGUACGAAGAGAGUGACGUCACGUGACCUGGGGUUCGGUUUAAACCGGAGUCCACACGUCGUGAUUCCACUGCCGCGCGUGCAGCUCUCUCUUCUUCUGCUUUUUUCCCCCCUCUCUCCUGCUACUCCUCACCGACAGGACGUCGAAACACCAACGUCUCCGAACAACAACAACGUACACUUGUAUAUCAUUUAUCCCCGUGGGAAAGAAAAUCACCGUGAGCAGCCCUCAUCAUAAUCAUCAUCAUCAUGUCUAAAGGAACAGUGGUUCUGGCUUACAGCGGUGGACUGGACACGUCCUGUAUUCUGGUUUGGCUGCAGGAACACGGAUACGAAGUCAUCGCGUUUUUGGCCAACAUCGGGCAAGAUGAAGAUUUUGACGCGGCUCGGAAAAAGGCAGAAAACCUUGGCGCAAAAAAGGUUUUCAUUGAAGACCUGCGUGCAGAGUUUGUUGAGGACUUCAUCUGGCCCGCAGUCCAGGCCAACGCUGUGUACGAGGACCGGUACCUGCUGGGCACUUCAAUAGCACGUCCCUGCAUUGCUCGCAGUCAGGUUGAAAUUGCACGCAGGGAGGGCGCCCAGUUUAUCUCCCAUGGUGCCACAGGAAAGGGCAAUGACCAGAUUCGUUUUGAGCUCACAUGCUACGCCCUGUACCCUGAGGUGAAGAUCAUCGCACCUUGGAGGAUCCCUGAAUUCUACAAUCGCUUCAAGGGAAGAACAGACCUGAUGGAAUAUGCACAGAAACAUGGCAUUCCUGUGCCCGUGACCCCUCGAGCACCCUGGAGCAUGGACGCCAACUUGAUGCAUAUAAGCUACGAGUCAGGCAUCCUUGAGAAUCCCAAGAGUUACGCUCCUGCUGACCUGUACCUGAUGACCAAGGACCCGAAAGACUCUCCCAACACUCCAGAUGUGCUAGAGAUCGAGUUCAAGAACGGAGUUCCUGUCAAGGUGACCAAAGUGAAAGAAGACAUAUCCAUGAGCACUCCGUUUGAGAUCUUCUCACUCCUUAAUGAGAUUGGAGGAAAACACGGUGUGGGCAGGAUUGACAUUGUGGAGAACCGUUUCAUUGGCAUGAAGUCCAGAGGGAUUUAUGAAACCCCGGGAGGCACCAUACUGUUACAGGCUCAUUUAGACAUCGAGACCUUUACCAUGGACAAAGAGGUACGGAGGAUCAAACAGGGACUCGGUAUCAAGUUUUCUGAGUUCAUCUACAAUGGGUUCUGGUACAGUCCAGAGUGUGAAUUUGUGCGACACUGCAUAGCCAAGUCCCAGGAGAACGUGGAGGGCAAAGUGCAGCUCUCCGUCUUCAAGGGUCAGGUCUACAUCCUGGGACGAGAGUCGCCCAAGUCUCUGUACAAUGAGGAAUUAGUCAGCAUGGACGUGCAAGGAGACUACGACCCAGUUGAUGCCUCUGGAUUCAUCAGAAUCAACGCUGUCAGGUUAAGGGAGCACCAUCGUUUGCAGGGUAUCUCCAACACCAAGAAUUAAAUGCAGCAGGCCAGAGGACCGUCUUUCUGUGUGUCCUGAUCUUCUCACUGUGUCAAUAUAUUGCAUUAGAAGGUUUAAACUUGUGCCUUUGUUGUCAUGUGUUGUUUUGAUUUCUCUUUUUUAGUUGAAUUGGCUGUAGGCUUCUUAAUGGUCAGAAUCUUAAAAUGUUGUAAUGUUGAGAAAUUCAAUGUCUUAUUCCUUGAAUUCUCUGGUUCUUAGUUUCUUUACUUUUAGAUGAACAAAUCAUGUGGUUUAGAAAUAAAUAACUAAAUAAAUGAA
Solea senegalensis (Senegalese sole) is the source of this 1807-nucleotide messenger RNA. It is a transcript of the gene ass1, whose product is annotated as argininosuccinate synthase 1. Bases 290 to 1528 code for a protein of 412 amino acids. The record is from RefSeq and is a predicted model, not a curated record. NCBI's taxonomy places the organism in Eukaryota, Metazoa, Chordata, Actinopteri, Pleuronectiformes, Soleidae. Gene Ontology annotation, molecular function: ATP binding; argininosuccinate synthase activity. Gene Ontology annotation, cellular component: cytoplasm. Gene Ontology annotation, biological process: urea cycle; L-arginine biosynthetic process. The transcript is spliced from 15 exons.